Aspergillus luchuensis is the source of this 1194-nucleotide messenger RNA. RefSeq names its product BAG family molecular chaperone regulator. The transcript has a single exon. Bases 1 to 1194 code for a protein of 397 amino acids. The record is from RefSeq and is a predicted model, not a curated record. NCBI's taxonomy places the organism in Eukaryota, Fungi, Ascomycota, Eurotiomycetes, Eurotiales, Aspergillaceae. Gene Ontology annotation, molecular function: protein-folding chaperone binding.
AUGAGCCAGCUGCUCUCGCACAUUUCUCUGUCCUCGCUGGGCGAGACGUGUGCAUCCUACUUAGACCACGUCACCACCAACCUUCCUCCGUCCUUGUACACUCUCCACCAUCAACUCAUCGCCACGCUCUCAUCAGCCAAAGACUCGACUCCCCUGCGCCUGCUUACGCCUUGGCCCGAACUACUAGCGGACCACCCCGACGGCGCAUACACCACACCCGUCGCUUACACUCUCAUCGUCUGUACAAUUGUCAUUCUCGUCAUGUCCUGGCGCACUCCGUUCGCCAACUUCUGGCGCCGUGGUUACACCAACGUCGACAAUACCCCCCAAGUCACCGACAACGACUACAGCUACAUCACACAAGAUGAUAUCGUCAACCCACCCGCAAACACGUAUCGCAAUCAAUACGCAGGAGCGGAGGACACCGAGCCCGACACUCUUAUUCUGAAACACCGCAAGGAAAAGUACGAUCUGCACUUCCCGGCUUACGCUAUCAACGACGGCGCCCUCAGCGUGGGUCAACUGAGACAGCGGGCAGCGGAGGCGACGCGCACCCCUGAUCCGAAGCGGAUCAAACUGCUCUACAAGGGGAAGUUGUUGGACAACGACUCGCUGCCGUGUCGGUCGGAGGGUCUCAAACAACAGUCGGAAGUGCUAUGUGUCGUCUCCGGAGUGGAGCCGGGGGAGAGCUCGCCCAGUGAAUUGUCCGAGGCGGAGGCUGACAGGAACGCGGAAUCCGCCCGUCAGGAGGGAUCUGGUCGCAAGAAGUCGGGCAAGAACAAGAAGCGCAACAGCAAGAAUAAGAGGAAGGGCGGAAAGCAGGCCGACGGCUCAAAUACCCUCCCACCUCCCGCCGAAGAACCUCCGCGCCCGUCCAACGGAACCGGCAUGCCGCCCCCAGCACCCAAUCUGAAGUCGUUCAACAACCCGAUCGACCAAGUGAACGCUCUGUCGUCGUAUCUGCAACGGGAGCUUGUUCCUCUCUGCGAGGACUACAUCACGAACACACCGGCGGAUGCCAAGUCGCGCGAGUUCGAGUAUAAGAAGCUGACGGAGACGAUCCUGGCGCAGGUUCUUCUGAAUGCGGACAACAUCAACCCCGACGGUGUGCAGGAGAUCCGUGAUGCGCGUCGGGCUCUUGUCAAGUCAGCUCAGAACGCGCUCAACAGUCUGGACCAGGUCAGCAGGACAUGA